CAAAACUACUAAUUGUCAUUUUUUCAGCAUAGGAAAGCAUGGAUUGUCCAUGUAAAGAUUUCAUUUUUGUGGUAGAAUCACACAAAAAGAGAAGGGAAGAGGAUCUUGUCUAUAAUGCCUACUAUUGCAUUCACAGUUCCAUGUUUCUUUUUGUUGUUAUCUUUUCUAUUCCAAAAUCAAACUAGCUGGUGCUGUAGAUAGCAACCAUUUAAUAGUUUCACGGAAAGUCUCUCCUUACCUAUCGAACUGGCAAACAGGUAUAUGUUGGACUUUUCAUGAGUGUUAUAUGUUAAUUUGGUACCCUUAUUAUUGACGGUGCCCCUUUUAAAGUCUGCUGAUGAAAUGGAAGAAGGCAUUUAGCAAGAUGUAUGCAUGGUUGAUAUUUAUUUGCAAAGAAUUCUUUAACAAGCCAAGUAACUGGAAGAGAUUGAGUGGACCUCCUGGAAUGACAAUGGACUGGCAAGGGUCAUUGGCGGCAAGUCCUAGUUCAUACACAGUGAAGAGGAUUUUGCGCUUAGAAAUUCCGGUGGAUACUUUUCCAAAUUUCAAUUUUGUUGGGCGACUUCUGGGCCCCAGGGGCAAUUCACUAAAACGGGUGGAAGCUACCACAGGAUGCCGUGUAUACAUUAGAGGGAAAGGAUCGAUAAAGGACCCGGACAAGGAAGAUAAGUUACGGGGAAGACCAGGCUAUGAGCACCUGAAUGAGCCACUCCAUAUAUUGAUUGAAGCUGAUUUACCUGCCCAUAUUGUUGAUAUAAGGCUGAGACAGGCACAGGAGAUCAUAGAAGAACUGCUCAAACCAGUGGAUGAGUCACAGGAUUAUAUUAAGAGGCAGCAGCUACGCGAACUAGCUAUAAUAAAUUCAAAUUUCAGAGAAGAGAGUCCUGGGCCAAGUAGUAUUGUUUCGCCUUUCAACACUAGUGGGAUGAAACGCCCAAAAACCGGACGUUAAGACCUCAUAUUUAUUGCUGUUCAAAAUGGUCUAUGCUCUUUGCUUCCUAGAGUCAUGCUUGAAUAUACCUGCCGGUAUACCUCAACUUCUUAUAGCUUACCAAAACAAAAACGAAAAAACCAGGCUAACAGUCCUUGUCGGCGAGCAUUGAGGUUUGGUUUUCUUUUAAUUUUGCUUUCGUUUUUGAACAGCAGAAAUCAAAGAUGAAGGAAAGCAAAAAAAGAAAAAAAAAAAGAUCUUUAUAUAUAUAGAUGGGUAUUGGAUAUAGGUUUGGUGAUGCUAGUUCUUGUAAAACUUCAUUGAAUUUAUUCAUCUGUUAGUAGUACCAGCCUUGUCUAGUGUGCAAUGUAUUGUUACUAAUGUAGCAAAAGGCUUUAGUAACAAUAUGACCUUUAAGCAAAAAGAUUGAAUUUUGUAGGUAUGUUGUGUGAGUACAUGAUUUGUGACUUGUUUACUUCAUAUUUGUUCUAUUUAAAAUUAGAUAAAAGGAUUGUAGUCUU
Molecule: messenger RNA, 1452 nt
Organism: Camellia sinensis
Lineage: Eukaryota; Viridiplantae; Streptophyta; Magnoliopsida; Ericales; Theaceae
Source: RefSeq, a predicted model, not a curated record